AUGAGUUUUCAAAGCAAUGUCAUCGUUCUCAUGGCAGAAGUUGUGGUUGUUCAUGGGAAUUUGGAGGGGGAUCUUCAGUCUGGGGCCAUUGCUGGGUACUCGCUCUUGUGGCUGCUCAUGUGGGCCACGACUAUGAAAAUAGAAAAAGCUAAAAAGCACAUCCGUAGUAGCAUACUAGGCACCGCUGUUUUGUUUGAAAUCGAAGUGGGAAUACACUGGGCCGAACCAACCCAACCCACGCAACCAACACACACUCUAUCGAAUGGUCAGUGUUGCAUCUAUGCGCUGUCACUACCCACGCACACCACCAUCACCCUCUCCCUAGAUUUUCCUAAUCUCACGCCUGUUCACCCUCAUCCUCACCGUCAAACUUUAUAUAAGCGAGGGAGGAAAUCCAACCGGGUUUCGUGGGCUACUGGAGGGAACCUGUGUCAGAUAAAAUUGUUCUUGUCUGAGGAUUGCCCCUCAAAAGUUGGCCAACAUUCGCACGAUCAUCUUCAAGCAAAGACAUCAUCAAUGUUAAAUUCUAGUAUUAAUGAUCCUAUCGAUUUGCCCCCCGGGUUUGAAGGCAGUCAUUUCCUAAAACAAACCAAGGUUGAUGUCUGCUACAUUUCCCACAUAAAAUGGGAAUGCCCUCCGCUGUUUGUUGUCAGUCCUAAAUGGCAUGUUGCAGCGGGUGAAGAAAGUAGGGAGAAAGAGAAUCAGAAACUGAGAGAAAAGAGGGUGCUUGAAGCUAUUUAUCCCCGUCUUUCUGCCAUUCCUCCUAGCCCUUCUGUCUCAUUGGAUGUAGAAGAGGAAUAUUAUAAUGAUGACAUUACUCCCGUCAUCCCCAUCAUUCCCAUUGAAGAGGAAGAACCUAUGGAUGUUUUACCUGAAAUGGCAGUAGCAGGGAACCUUUCCCCCAAUGUGCAGCCGAAUAACCCUAUGCAAUAUAUUUCUGCCAAAACUUGCGUACCCUCUAAUGCCUCUCAUACUGAUUCCUCGGAUCCCUGUGUAGGGUCCUUGGCUGGAGUAUCUUUUGGUAUGGAAGCUGAUUUGGCAGCUUCGGUUGUUUCAACCAUCAUGAGGAGUAAUGAGCAAGGAUGCCUGAUUGAUAUGGAUUUACUGGUUAAAAUAUUUAAUGAUCCAAAAAUACUCGACAAGCUGAUUAAUGAACAUAGAACUGCAGCUACCACUGUAAGUGCAUCCACAAAUACUGUGGAUACCACUUCUGGUGAUAAGCCUGCUUUUCCAGUUCUGUUGUCUACAUCUACUUCUGAUGUGACAGCUUCUGGGACUACACCCACAAGUGCAGUGAGUUCAUUGUCUUCUGGGUUUAAGCCUGCAAAUCCCUCUGUUUCAAUAUUGAAUCCUACACCUGACAAGCCAGCCACUCUGUCAGCGCCUGCAAUUCCAUCAGUUUCACUGUUGUCUUCUGCUCAUGAUAAUCCAGUUACUGCAUCAGUUCCAUCGUCUAUUCCUGUAUCCGGUAAGCCAGUAGUACCCUCAGUUUCAUUGCAUACACAUACACCUGUAUCUCAUAUGCCCAGGUCUGUCGGCCAAAAUUUACUCCAUUUGUCAAGUGGGAUUUCCCCUGCUUUAAAUACCGAGUCUCAGCAAGAUACAGCUCCUCCAUCUGGGCCAACGGGAGCGGCAGUGGCGUCCAUAUGUUCUGGUGAAUUAAGCACUGGUCCAUUGCCAUCUCUUGCGAGGAACUUGCGUGCUGUUGUGAAUCAAGUGCAGUCCACUCCUAGUACAUUGCCUUAUAAACUAAGCACAGGUUCAUCAGCAUUUGCUGUAAAGGAUGCCAACUACUAUAAAAAUCUCAUCAGGCAACAUGGUGCAGAUAAGCACGAUAUGCAGGACUCACACAUAGGUAUCCGUCAUAGUAACUUCCAAGAUAUGAAACCGGUACAUAACUUUAAACAAGGAGAAGUGAAACACAAAAUCCAGAAACCAUGCAUAUACUUUAAAAGCUCAAAGGGGUGCCGAAAUGGUUCCAAUUGCCCCUAUCAGCAUGAUGUUUCAGCUCAGUGGGGAGCUGGUAACGUCUUAGGGGCACAGAGUGCAAAAAGAUUGAAAUCGGGACCAUAG
Molecule: messenger RNA, 2073 nt
Organism: Sphenostylis stenocarpa
Lineage: Eukaryota; Viridiplantae; Streptophyta; Magnoliopsida; Fabales; Fabaceae
Source: the annotation of a GenBank genome assembly